Camelina sativa (false flax) is the source of this 4472-nucleotide messenger RNA. Lineage: Eukaryota; Viridiplantae; Streptophyta; Magnoliopsida; Brassicales; Brassicaceae. The record is from RefSeq and is a predicted model, not a curated record.
AUGGAGGUAUGUGAAAGACUUGGAAUUGAUAGGAAGAAGAUCUAUCCUCGGCUUUGUAGUAUUUGUUCAAGAGUCGGGAUGCAUUUACGGGAAGAAAGCCACAAGAAGACUAGAGUUUUUCGAGUUUGGACUUCUCGUCAUGCUGCGUCCAAGUCUUCUUCUAAUCUGUUUCCUGACAAAGAUGAAAAUAUUAGCAGGGUACAUAAUGAUUUUAACACACCUAAUGGUAAUAGUGGAUUGGCUAAGACCUCUACAAAACACGGUAUUGCAGCUUCAGAUGCUAACUUAUCUACACCUGCAAGUUUAAAUAAUGCUGAAAGAAAUUCAGGAGUUCGUGGUUGUUCACCAUCUAAUGCCAAAAGAAGAAAGAUUCAUACACGUCGUAACUUACAAGAAUCAUUCCAUGAGAUCGGUGAUAAAGUUGUUGAUGCUGCAAAGGGAUCCCCUAAUUUGGCUGAACAUCUCGUUCUACCGAAGCCGGCUAAAUCAAAAGUGCAGCAACCUCAUGCUACUAUUGAAAACUCUCGGAGAGAGCAGAGAAUACUUGAGCGUUUAAAUGCGGAGAAGUUUGUUUUGAGAGCCGAGCUCUACAAAUGGCUUCUUAGUCUUGAGAAGGACAGGAGCCCCCAGGUGGAUAAAAAAACCAUUGACAGAAUUCUAAACAGGCUUCAAGAAGAAGGACGCUGCAAAUGCAUUGGCUUUCGUGUUCCAACUAUAAAUGAUUGUGGUCGUACUCGUUGCUCUGUGAUAGUUUUGCAUCCAUCUGUUCAAGGAUUGACUGGAGAUGUAGGUGGUGAAAUUCAUGAUAAGAUUAGGUCUUUUGAAUUAGGAUUCCGUAGCCAGAGAUUAUCGAAGAAGAAAAACAACGAGCCAAUUCCAGAACUGAAUAGAGUUAAGAGAGUUCAAAAUAAUGUGGAUUUGGAUGCGCGAGCUAGCAAAUCAGGAGCUCCGCGAGCCAAAGGGGUUGUUCUUGCAAAGAUGGUUCGAGUGAAGCUUCUACACUGUUUCCUUUGGGACUAUUUUAGUUCUUUGCCUGGCUGGAACAAUGUGUUUUCUUCAAUACACGAUCAUAAAUAUGAGAAUUUGUUUGCACUUGAAGAUGCUUUUAGAGCUAUGCCACUCGAACUAUUCUUACAAGUUGUUGGAUGUACUCAGAAAUCUGAUGAUAUGAUGGAGAAAUGCAAACAGGUUAUGUAUCUCUCUGAGCUUACUAGCGAAGAGUAUAAGCUUCUAAUGGAUACCCAUGCGACAGGAAGAUUAUCGAUGCUUAUUAAUAUAUUACGCCGGUUGAAGUUGAUUCAGAUGGUAGGUAGUAGACUCCGACGUGAUGAGAUUGAAGAGAAGUAUUCUAAUUUAACACAUGCAAUGGAGCUUAAGCCUUAUAUAGAGGAACCAGUCUUUGUUGUUGCUACAUCCAAUGUCAUGUCUCUUGAUUUCCGUCCACGUAUUCGGCAUGACUUUAUUCUAUCAAAUAGAGAUGCUGUUGAUGAAUAUUGGCGAACUCUAGAAUAUUGCUAUGCGGCUGCUGAUCAAGGAGCUGCUAAGCAAGCGUUUCCGGGAUCUGUUGUUCAAGAGGUUUUUCGUGUCCGCUCUUGGGCAUCAGACCAUGUCAUGACAGCAGAACAGCGUGCUAAGCUUUUACAGUGCAUUGCAAUUGAUGAGAAAGAAAAGCUCUCAUUCAAAGAGUGUGAGAAGAUUUCUAAGGAUCUGAACCUGACCAUAGAGCAGGUAAUGCAUGCUUAUCAUGGAAAGCAUGGAAGACGCUUGAAAUCAAAAUCAAAAGAUAAGAAUUCUGGUGUAGAAAAUAGUCCUUCAUCUUCCAGGAAAAGAAAAAGAGCAUCCCUCGUAAAGACUACAGGAGAAGGUGUCAUAAUAGAAGGACAGAAGGUUAUAAAUUCUGAAGGCAUUGAUGCCUCAAGUAGUGAGAGUUUUCAAGAAUCAUUACAAGAGGACCAAACCCCCAUUCCAAUGCAUCAGGAGAGCAAUCAACAAGAAAAUGCAGAGAUAAGGGAUUUUACUGAAGAUGAAGGUCUAUGUUCUUCCAUCAUCAACCAGCAUGCAAGUUCAAAGACCACAUCAAUUCCUUCACAAAGAUUUUCAUGGACAGAUGAGGCUGACAGGAAAUUGUUGAGUCAAUAUGUUAGACACCGCGCAGCUCUUGGGGCAAAAUUACAUGUGGUAAAUUGGGCUUCAGUUUCAGAACUGCCUGCACCUCCUUUAGCUUGCAAGCGACGGAUUCAAACAUUGAUGAAGAAUGAUAAAGUUCGAAAGGCGGUCAUGAGGCUUUGUAAUCUUCUCACUGAGCGUUAUGCAAAGCAUCUAGAGACGAAAGAGAAGUGUUUGCCCGAGAGCAACAGUUCACAAGUUCGUGUUAGACAUUUAUCCCAGGAAAAUGGUGGAACGGAAUCCGGUUGUGUUGAGAAUCGUAAAGAUAUUUGUUCUGAUGAAGAAAGAUGGGACAACUUCAAUGAAAAGAGUAUAAGUCAAGCCUUUAAUGAUAUUCUUGAGCUAAAGAAGAUGGCUAAACUGGUGGCGUCUAAACGAACAAGAACUAGCUCUCGAGAGUGGUCAAACAAAGAUAUAGUUGAUGAGGGGAGUGAAAUGGUUCCACCUGGAAUUCACUCAGAGGACAUUCAAAGUGUUUCUGUGGAUCAAGUUAAAAAUACAUCUGGGCGAACUGGACAUUAUCGUCUUCAUCAAAAUUUUAAGCAUUUAGAUGAAAAGUCCCAUGGUAGUAUACAAGUGCACAAAUCUCUGUCAGUUUCUACUGCUGUAGAAUUGUUAAAGCUUGUCUAUCUGAGCAAGCCGACAGCCUCUGGUAUGCCAAAUUUGCUGGAAGAUACCUUACGACAAUAUUCGGAGCGAGACCUCUUUACAGCCUAUAGCUACCUCCGAGAUAAAAAAUUCUUGGUUGGUGGGAGUGGUGGACAGCCGUUUGUGCUUUCUCAGAACUUCAUGCAUAGUAUUUCAAAGUCACCAUUCCCGGUUAAUACUGGAAAAAGAGCUGCCAAGUUCUCCAAUUGGCUUCUAGAUCAUGAAAGAGAUCUUAUGGCUGGAGGAGUCACUCUUACUUCAGAUUUGCAGUGUGGUGAUGCUUUAAAUUUCUUUUCAUUGGUUGCUUCUGGUGAACUCUCUAUAUCUGUAUCCUUGCCCGAAGAAGGUGUUGGAGAGGCUGGUGAUCGAAGAGGUUUAAAACGUAGAGCUAAUGAAGAAGAAGAAUCUGAUCAACGGGAUAAUGCUAAGAAGUUUAAGCUAUUAGGCGAAGGUGAAAUCAACUUCCGAAAGGUAAAGGGUUUCCCGGGUAUAGCGGUAUCUGUUCGGCGCGUAAAUCUACCGAUAGCUAACGCAAUAGAGUUGUUUAAGGAUGAUGACUCUCGCUCUGGUGAACUUCAUUUCAAGUCGGGAGAAACAACUAGAGGCUGUGAUUCUAAUGAUAUGAAAGAAAUUUUCAACUCUACUGAUGCUACUGUAAUAUCAGGCAGUUUAGUUGAUUCUCCCUGGCAAGUGAUGGCCAAUGUUGCUACUUGUAUUAUGUCCGGAUCUGCAGGCGAGCAACUGAGUUUAUUCAGUCCCGGGGUUUUUGAAGUCGUUUCCAAUGCCCUUCAGAAGGCUGGUGACCAAGGUCUAAGCACUGAAGAAGUCCACUGCCUUAUUAAUUUACCAAGCCAAGAAACUUGUGAAUGCAUUGUAGAAGUACUUCAAACAUUUGGGGUAGCUUCAAAGGUAAAUGGCUAUAAUGAUGUCCGUCUUGUUCAUUCUUUCUACCGAUCAAAAUACUUCUUGACAUUGGAGGAAGGUAGAACUACCCAAAAUGGCCAACAGUCUCUGCCAGUGAACUACUUAGAGAAAGCUCUGGAAGAACAAAAGUCAAGUAAUGUUGUCGCCAGCGACUACAGUACUUCACAAGAACAGCGAGAGCAUGUCGCUGAGAAGAGCCUUCAUAAGGUUACGAUUCUUAACCUUCCUGAAAGGCCACAAACAAGCGGUUUGCACGAAGCAUCAUCUGUCAAAGCUCCAUAUUUAAGUUUUGGAACGGGAAGCAAUGGCGAAACAAAGGAUUCAACUUCAGUGAAGUCACAACCUACGCCUAUAUAUCCAUGGGUAAACGCAGAUGGAUCAGUAAAUAAAGUUAUCUUUGAUGGACUAGUUCGCCGUGUUCUCGGUACCGUGAUGCAAAAUCCUGGUAUACCAGAGGACGAAAUUAUUAACCACAUGGACGUAUUAAAUCCUCAGAGCUGUAGAAAGCUUCUGGAAUUGUUGACACUCUACGGGUAUAUGAAAGUGAGGGAAAUGGUGCGAACCAAAUUCACCGGUCCUCCGUCUCUGUUAACCGGACUUCUCUUUACCGGUCAUAGAACACCGGAACUUAUCAGCUGCAAACACUUCUUUGCCAACUCCAAAGGACUCUUUGCCUUGUAAUAUAUUGUAAACCCGUUUUAUCAAAAUAAAUAAAUAAUUAUACAGAUAUUGUA